AUGGCGUCCUCCUUCCCGCCCGAGCCAGUCUCAACGAUAGAUUGGUCCAAUAUCGGCUUCAAAAUACGCGAGGUCAAUGGCCAUAUCGAAUCCCACUACUCGGUUCAGACCGGCGAGUGGUCGCCGCUAAAAUGGGUCGAGGACCCUUAUAUCAGGAUCCACGGCAUGGCGCCCGCCAUCAACUACGGAGUACAAGCCUACGAGGGCCUCAAGGCCUUCCGCGGCCCCGGCGACAAGACCAUCCAGAUAUUCCGCCCCGACCGCAACGCGACGCGCUUGCAGCACUCUGCGUCGUUCAUCUGCAUCCCUCCCGUCCCGGUCCAGCUCUUCAUGGAUGCUGUGUCCGCCGCCGUCGCACGCAAUGCCGAGUACGUUCCACCGCACGAGACGGGCGCCGCCAUGUACAUCCGCCCGCAGAUCUACGGGUCUUCGGCCCAACUGGGGCUCAACCCUUGCGAGGAAUACACCUUUGCCGUCUACGUAGUGCCCACGGGCGUGUACCACGGCACCGCCCCCACAAAAGCUUUCAUCCUGGACGAGUUUGACCGCGCGGCGCCCAACGGAACCGGAAGCGCAAAGGUCGGCGGCAAUUACGCACCCGUUUUGAAGUGGGGAGAGAAGGCCAGGGCCGAGGGCUACGGGAUAAACCUGCACCUCGAUUCGGCAACGCAUUCUGAGAUCGACGAGUUCUCGACGAGUGGUUUUAUUGGGGCGAUCGACGAUGGUCAGGGCAAUAUAACACUCGUCGUUCCAGACUCCAAGAAUGUGAUUGACAGCGUGACGAGUCUAAGCAUCCAGGAGAUUGGAGCAAACUUUGGCUGGAAGGUUGAGAAGCGGUCGAUCAAAUACUCGGAGCUUCCCACAUUCAGUGAGGUUAUGGCAGCAGGGACCGCAGCGUCGCUCGUUCCUAUCCGCUCUAUUACUAGAAAGAUCAGCUCCUCAGACCCCAAAUCCCUGGCCGCAACCAUCAAACAACACGCGCGUCUCGAAGUGACGGUAGAUCAGGAAACAGUUACUUAUGUCCCUUCGUCGCAACCGGAUGCCGGCCCCAUCUGCACCAAGCUGCUUUCACAAUUCAAGGGCAUUCAGCUUGGCAAAGUCAAGGACGAAUUCGGUUGGAACCAUGUGGUCACCGAGGCAGACACGAAAAAGGCAGUAUGA
Molecule: messenger RNA, 1161 nt
Organism: Pyricularia pennisetigena
Lineage: Eukaryota; Fungi; Ascomycota; Sordariomycetes; Magnaporthales; Pyriculariaceae
Exons: 3
Coding region: 1-1161 (386 amino acids)
Biological process (GO): branched-chain amino acid metabolic process
Molecular function (GO): branched-chain-amino-acid:2-oxoglutarate transaminase activity
Source: RefSeq, a predicted model, not a curated record